UGCCAACCAUUAUGUUCCGCUUCUAUAAAAGUGUUAUUCUAGGUUUAUAACGUAAUUUCUGUCAAACAAUUCAAAAAGUAUUAUUUAUUUAGCAAUUUUAUCCCAAAUGGUGCUAUUUUAUGAUUAAAUAUUACACGAUAGUUUACAAUUGUACACAAUAUGUGUAAAUUUAGUGCGAGUUUGAGCAACGUGUGGUGAUUUUCAAACCUAACCUCAAUCAAUUCAAAGUGUUCAAAAUGUGUGAACCAAAUUUGAGUGACGAGAGUUUGACUGAAAAGUUCAAAAGGGAGUUUAACGAGCAGUUCCAUAUUUUAGUUCGGAUGCACUUAUCGUUUUUGCUGGACCAGGCCACUAAUGAACAUGAGACUUUAUCUGAGAAAAAUCGCUUGAAAAAGUGGUCUCUAGUCCCGUUUAAUAAAAAGAAGAGUAAGGGGGCCCUGGACGGGGCACCCUUGACCCAGGAGGGCAUUUGUCAGGUGUACCAAUUGAUCGAGUUUUUGAAAAAGGAGCAAAAUAUUAAAGUUGAGGGCGUUUUCCGGCGAACGGGGUCUUUGGCGCGCCAACAAGAAUUACGUAAUUUACUAAGCCGGGGGGUCACUUUAGAGCUUGAAGGGGGCACCUACAGUAUCCACGAUUGUGCCUCGGUUUUGAAGGGUUUUUUGGCGGAAUUGCCCGACCCUUUACUCACCGAAGCCCACUAUCCGGCUUAUUGCCAAAUCGCCGAAUUGUGUGUCAAUAAGGAAAAAACGGUGCAAGAAGAAAAGCUUUUGGCUGCUUUACAACUCCUCCUCCUCCUGCUCCCCAACGAAAAUAAAGUUCUAUUGAAAGACAUCCUCGAUUUGUUGAAUUUCACCGCUUCUUUCGAAUCUUUCAACAGAAUGUCUGCUGAUAAUUUAGCCAAACUUUUCACGCCCCAUCUUUUGUGCCCCCGGAAACUCACCCCGGAACAACUGCACGUCACUUCGCAAACUCUCGCCGGAAUUGUGUCGUUCAUGAUUGUGAAAAAUUCAGAGUUGUUUAAAAUUCCGCAAAAUUUGAUACUGGAAUUUCGGGCGCGUUAUGAGAAACGUCGGGCGUUGUCUGCGAAUUGUCUCAACGAAUCGGCGACAGAUCAGUGUGCUGCGAGCACAGUUUUUACGUUUGUCGACCAGGAACGGACUGCCAAAGAAAAUGAAACCAAUACAACUGAGACGGCUUUAGCCCAGCUUUAUGCUCAUAUUCAGAGUCUUCCAGAGUCGUCGAAAAAACGCAAAUUGGUUAAACAGUUUAAUAAGGAGAAUGGACACGGGACGCCACUGCAAGUGCUAAGGAGUGGCGUUCAGAAAAAUAAGAGUUUGGGGGAUUCGAUUAAGAAGCAUAUUUUUCACAAAAGUGUCGUCAAGAGUUUGAAGAAGAGGGUAAGCAGCGAGGAAAAUUUGCAUACUCCCCCCCUUCAGACAGCCCUAGCUCGCGCCCGCCUUUUCUGUACAAACUGCGACUCAAGCCCCGAUCAAGUCGCCAGUGACGAACCCCAAUCGAAAAAAAUCCGUCGAUCGACUAGCGAAACUGAAGGUGAAACGCCUGAUGCCGAAACAGGUAUCGGAAUAACGAGCACGCCAGCAUGCGUUGCUCUGCAUUUCACGCCCGACGACCAGGAGCGUAAGUCCAUGUCACCCAUAACCAGAUCCACACAGCGUAUGACCAGAGCCAUGCAGGAAACUAUGAUGACUCCCAGAAGCAGGAAGCCGGUCUUGCUUGUUUCCGGGACGAAUAUCAACACCUUGGCGAAGAUUGAAACAGUUGAGGCCAUGGAUGAAGUCCCCGAGGAGGUGGAGAAGGAUAAUUCGUUGAGUCAGACGUUUCGAGAGUAUUUGGAAAAUCGGAGCAUGUUGACGACUUCGUCGCCCGCCGCAGAUUCGAGUUUUUCCAGUCGGACUGAUGAUUUCAACUCCGACUUGAGUCCGAGCAAAAUGACUGAUUCGUUACUGAGUUGUUUGGACGGAAAUGACCCCGGAAGUGAGAAGGAACUUGUUCUCAAACCGAAACAAUUCGAUGAAAAUGGACAACCCAUAGUAUUUGAAACCUCAUUUUAGUUAAUUGUAGUACAAAAGCAGGACCAUUUUGUAAAUAUAUUUAUUAAAGAAAGAUAACAAAUGAGAAAAAUUUAAUAAAUAGUGACAUAAUU
This is a messenger RNA of Tribolium castaneum (red flour beetle), 2164 nucleotides long. Its product is annotated as rho GTPase-activating protein 19. The coding region runs from base 237 to 2072 and encodes 611 amino acids. The transcript is spliced from 6 exons. The record is from RefSeq and is a predicted model, not a curated record. Gene Ontology annotation, molecular function: GTPase activator activity. Gene Ontology annotation, cellular component: cytoplasm. Lineage: Eukaryota; Metazoa; Arthropoda; Insecta; Coleoptera; Tenebrionidae. Gene Ontology annotation, biological process: regulation of small GTPase mediated signal transduction; signal transduction.